CUCUCCUCACCAAUGGCUCCACCAAGACCCCCCUACGUCUGCAUCAAUUGCAGGCUGUUCGGCCGUCGUCCAUUCUCCUCGUCUACCCGACGAGCAGACCUCGUCCGCCCGGCAACGGCCCCCAAACCCACCCCCGACAUCAAGCACAUCCGCCAAAACCCCGAGCUCUACUCCAAGAACUGCGUCGACCGCAACUAUCCCGCGCACGCCGAAUACCCUCUGAAGAUCCAGCAGCUGACCGACGAAGCGCGACGUCUCGACCAAGACCUCAAGACCCCCCGAGCCCGCAUCAAGGAACUAGAGAAAGCCAUCGCCAAAGUCGCCAGCGCCGCCAACAACGACACCUCAUCCACCGAACUUGCCUCCCUCCGCGCCGAAGCCACUCGUCUAAAAGAUGACUCCAACAACAUGGCCACCCGGAAAACCACCUGCACCGACGAAAUCCACCGACUCGCCCUAUCCCUCCCCAACCUCUCCUCCACCCACACCCCCAUCGGCGCCGACCCAACCCUAAUCAACUACAUCAACUUCGACCCCGAAUCACCCCCGACAUGGGUAACCCACCCCGACCCCAAACGCUCCCACGUCACCAUCGGCACAAACCUAGGUCUCCUCGACUUCACCAGCUCCGCCAUCACCACCGGCUGGGGCUGGUACUUCCUGACCAACGAGGGCGCCCUCCUCGAACAAGCCCUCGUCCAAUACGCCCUCAGCGUCGCCCGCCGCCACGGCUGGAAAGCCGUCUCCCCUCCCUCCCUCGUAUACUCCUACAUCGCCGAAGCCUGCGGCUUCCAGCCGCGCGACCAACACAACGAGCAACAGAUCUGGUCCAUCGAGCAAAACGAAAAGGACAAGUCCAAGCCCCAACGCUCCCUAGCCGGUACCGCCGAGAUCCCUCUCGCGGCCAUGCACGCCGGCCGCGACAUCCCCGCUACACAAUUGCCCCUCCGUCUCGUCGGCCCCAGCCGGUGCUACCGCGCUGAAGCCGGCUCCCGUGGCGUCGACACAAAGGGUCUUUACCGUGUGCAUGAAUUCACCAAGGUCGAGAUGUUCGCUUGGGCGGAUAACCUCCCUGACUCUACUGCUACUACUACUACUACCAAAAAACCAACUACUACCUCGGAUGACCUCUUCGCUGAGCUCCUCUCCAUUCAGACGGAGAUUCUCACCGCGCUGAACCUCCCCGCCCGCGUCCUCGAAAUGCCUACCUCCGACCUCGGCGCUAGCGCCAGUCGUAAGCGCGACAUCGAGGUCCUCUUCCCAUCGAGACUGCGUGCCGGGGACCUUGAGUCCGGCUGGGGUGAGGUCACUUCUGCGUCUAUCUGUACCGAUUACCAGAGUCGUCGGUUGGGGACCCGUGUGCGUGGCGGAGCAGCGAAGGAGUCGCGGUUCCCGCAUACGGUGAAUGGUACGGCGAUGGCGGUGCCUCGUGUGCUGGCCGCUAUUCUGGAGAAUGGGUGGGAUGCGGAGAGGGGAGUGGUGGUUGUGCCGGAGGUGUUGAGGGGAUUCAUGGGUGGGAUGGAGGUUAUUGGGGGGCAGUGAGUUGGCAUGUUGUGUUGUAUAGAUGGUGUAUAU
Molecule: messenger RNA, 1575 nt
Organism: Aspergillus piperis CBS 112811
Lineage: Eukaryota; Fungi; Ascomycota; Eurotiomycetes; Eurotiales; Aspergillaceae
Product: putative serine--tRNA ligase DIA4
Exons: 1
Coding region: 13-1542 (509 amino acids)
Biological process (GO): mitochondrial seryl-tRNA aminoacylation
Cellular component (GO): mitochondrion
Molecular function (GO): ATP binding; tRNA binding; serine-tRNA ligase activity
Source: RefSeq, a predicted model, not a curated record